This is a messenger RNA of Solanum lycopersicum (tomato), 2228 nucleotides long. RefSeq names its product heavy metal-associated isoprenylated plant protein 3-like. NCBI's taxonomy places the organism in Eukaryota, Viridiplantae, Streptophyta, Magnoliopsida, Solanales, Solanaceae. The record is from RefSeq and is a predicted model, not a curated record. Gene Ontology annotation, molecular function: metal ion binding.
AACUUUAUACACACCAUUUUCGUUUUGUAAAGUUAUAUAUACAACUUUAACACGAAGCGAAACAAAUGGUGUGUAAUUUUGACAUAUUUCACAAUAUCGGAGCCGCGUAGGUUGUAUUCAGUAUCGAGGGAAAUCAAAUAUUCUAAAAAAUAAUUUUUACGUAUUAUGUUAUUAAUAAUUUUGUUAGAUCAAUACGCAUGUACAAGUCUAGCUUUAAAACAAACACUUUCUGAAUCUUAUAGAUCCAAAGGGAUUUCUCUAAAAAAAAAAAUACAUAUCAGAACAAACAGUUCGCCAAUUUAUGAACAAAAGGCUAGCAAAUUUAAUUUUAUAAUUAACCCUAAAUUCAAAAUAAUAAGUACAACACAAAUUUUAAAGAUAGUUCGCUUAAUAAUAUAAUAAUUUGUAUUGUAAUUAACAAGUUAUUUAUUGGACAUUUAUGACCCUAAGAAAAAUAGUUGAAAGGAAAUUUGCAUACAAAUAAACUCCCGCCAAAAGUUCAAACAGAGAGUUUAUAAAGUGCAACGAGAAUUGAACCAAAUCCCAUAGCGGAAGAAGAAAAAAAAAAAGUUAUACACGAAAUGGAAGGAGAAGAUGAAAAAGGCGGCAAAAAUGUUACUGCAAUUCUCCAAAUUGACAUGCAUUGUUCUUGUGAAGGUUGCUCUGAAAAAGUUUUCAAAUGCGUUCACGAUUUGCAUGAUCUGAAUUCGUGGAUGAAGAUAGAGGAAAAUGGAGCGGUAUACAAGGUGACGAUGACAGGGAAAUUCGAUCCGUCGAAACUCCAGCAGAAAAUGGAGAGGAAAUUGAAGAAGAUCGUAAAAAUCAUUUCACCUAAACUGGAUAUUGAGGAAACUGAGAUCCAAAAGAAGUAUAAAUGCAAUGAGACUAUUGCUGUGUUUAAACUUCCUCUGAACUGCGACGCAUGCAACGAGAAGAUUCACAAAAUUAUCACUCGAACAAGAGGAUGUAGGAAUGUGAAAAUGCAUUGGGAAAAGAAUUUGGUGACGGUAACUGGGACAAUUGAUGUGAAAUCCUUGGCCGAAUCUCUGAGAUAUCACCUGAGGAAAGACGUUGAAAUUUUGUCGGUGAAUAACGGCGGCAGCGGAGGAGGCGGCAUUUACUCGCCGGGCUUUGAAUGCGUCAACCGGCGAUCAACAACUACAUGCAGAUCGGUGACCGGAGAUUAUCUUUAUCCCGCAACGGAGGCAUUCAGUGAUGAGAAUCCAAAUGCUUGCACUGUUCUGUGAACAAUUUUGGUAAGUGUGUAGAAACUUCUAGUAGUACUAGUAUAAUUGUUCCAUAUUUGCAAAUGCUCAAAUGAUUAAUUACUUAGUUUAGCAAAAUUAAUGCACUAAUAUGCUUAGAAUUAGAACUAAUGUGGGAUUUUUUGUUGAUAUUUCACAUGUGGAUCAUAUUAGAGUGAAUUUAAUACAUAAAUGAUCAAAAUAUUUUUUUUAGAAAAACAAAUUUUUUAAAAAUAAAAAAAGAUUUUCUUAAUCAAAAGUAACAAAAAUAAGUUAUAUAAGUAAUAUUGCAAGAUAUCUCUUUUCAACUCAUUUACGAAUUCACGACCCACUACACUCCCUUGACCAUCCUAACUCUGUCACCCCUUAACCACCUUAUCUCAUACGUAUAGUGUUUUGCUGGAUUAUAUACGAAUGAUUUUGAUAUAAUAUUUUUUACUUACUUAUCGAACACCAGAAAAUAAGUGUGAAACUUGUUCAUUUUCCAACAAAAGAUUUUCUAGGUAAAUACUUUUCCAUGGGAAAUAUUUUCCUUUGUAUCAAACAUUUAAGAAUCGAUUUAAAUUGAUUUAUUUUUAAGUAUUUUAAAUAAAAAAUAUAAAAAUCCUACUUAUGUCUUUGACUUAUAAGCCCAAAAAUAUACCAUCCUAACAGGCUAUAGUCUAUCAGUAUGUUUUUUGUUGUUGCUGUUAUCAUCAAAAGGCCCAUGAUCAUGUAUCAAUUCUUAUACAUAUCUGUAUAUCUAAAAAUUCAUGCCAAUGAACACUCAUUGAAUAGAGACAAUAAUAAAUAUCCCACAUAUACGUAUAAUAUAACUAUAAAAUAUAAUUAUAGGUGUUCGUUCACCAUACAUACAUAAAUACAUAUAAUAUACAUUUUACAUAUCAUUCGUAUACAAUUCAAAAACAUUUACGAUUGGAUUCAAUUCUGUUCACUUACAAUUGAUAGCUUAACAUAUACUUAUACAUACAUCCAACCUUUGUU